Messenger RNA from Oldenlandia corymbosa var. corymbosa, 1860 nucleotides. The record is from the annotation of a GenBank genome assembly. Lineage: Eukaryota; Viridiplantae; Streptophyta; Magnoliopsida; Gentianales; Rubiaceae.
AUGGAUGAUCAAGAAAACCCUCUGGGAUUUCCAGCAAACGCGUUGCAGACGCCUGAUCUGAAUUUGUGGCACCAUUUCAUCUGCUGCAAUCUGAUGCCAACAUCCUACACCGCUAAGGUCACCUAUGAGAUGGCUCUGCUGCUAUAUGCCAUUGUUACGGAGACACCAUUUGAUGCAGCCUCAGUCAUCAGAGAUCAACUCACCAGAUGCAUCACUGAUCCAAAGUGUCACCUGCCUGAGUGGGAAUCCUCACUCAGGGGGGUAAGUCAGUCUUCAGUCAUUUUGACAAUGUUGUUUUCCCCUGUUUCUUAUGUACAAUUCUAUGAGUAUACGGUGAACAAAAGUAAAGUUCAGUAUGCCAGGAUUCUGGUUGAAAUGAAGAUAACUGAUACUGUUCCUGACAGAAUUGUAUUUGAGGAUGAAUACGGGAACAUUCAAGUUCAUAGAGUAGUGUUUGAAUGGAUGCCGACGCAAUGUAAGAAAUGUCAAAAUUAUGGGCAUGUGACGGAAAGGUGUCAAAUUAAGAGUCAGAAUGAGGUACCUAAAGUGGUUACUCCUAGCUCUGAGUGGAGAAAGAUUGUAAAGGGAAAGGAGGUUAGGGGAGAGACUGUUGAUGGUGGGAUCACAAAGGGUGGAGAUACUAUGGGUAGCUCAAUCCUGAUAGGUCAGAAUGAUAAGGAGGUGAGUAAGAAGCAGGGUACUGUAAUAAGUAGGGAGAAGGGUGUUGUUUCAGUACAAGGAAGUAGAGGGAACAAUGAUGUCAUAGUUACAAAGGUUGUGGUUGCCAGGAGAUCUCCUAUAGUGUCUCCUAAUGAAACUGCUAAGGAAACAAAUGUCGUUGCUACCUCUAGCAUUGGAAUUAGGGAAGAGGAGAGCAUACUGAUAGACCCUGGACCUGAUUUCAAUGUGGCUGGUGGAAACGAAAUUAAAUCAGAACCAUGGAGAGAAAUAUGUAAAGUAGUUCUGGCAAGAGUACUGGUGAAUGGGGACUGGGUAGAUUUAUAUGCUGAUUCUGUUGCCUCUGUUCCGGUGGGGAGUAUUUCUGAUCAUUCUCCCCUUGUUCUGCAAUUAGAGGGUGAGAAGCAGCGACAGAAGAAAUGUCCCUUUCGGUUCUUGAACAUGUGGAGCCAAUCUUUUCAGUUUUUAGAUACUGUUAAGGGGAUCUGGGAUAAGAAGGUUGAUGCAGUUAAAAUGUUUCAAGUUUGUAUGAAAUUACGAAUGCUGAAAAAACCGUUGAGAAAGUUGAACAGAACCCAAUUCAAUGAUAUAGUUGAAGUAGCACAGAAAAAGCAACUGGAACUGGGAGAGAUUCAGAAUGUUUUGGCAAGUGAUCCUUGUAAUGUGAUUAUCCAGGAAGAAGAAAGGAAGUUGCUGAAGUUGCGUGACCUGUUUAGUGCGGCAGUUGAGGGGACAAAGUGGAAAUUGCAGAAGAGUGUCUUGUAUUCAGUAUCCUCGGGUUCUCAGUGGCUGAUUGGAGGUGGGGAAAAGGAUGUGAAUGCAAGAACAACAACUGAAACUUAUGAUCAUCUGGCUUUUCAUUGCCAAUACUCUAGAACACUGUUGGAUCUACUGAGGGGUUGGCUUAAGUACAGGAGAAUUGCAGCACAGAUUCAGUUUUAUCCCCUCAAAGAGGGGUAUGGUGGGUUCUCUAGAUGCCAUGGCCGUUUGAGUUCCUUCGUGACAUUUGUGAGCAUAAAUUGCACAUUGGCUCACUCCAUGAGGCUAGUAAUAAGGACCGGAAAGAACCAGGACUUCCUCCUGGGGUUGGAAGCGCAGGAGCCUAUCUGCUCCCUGAUCACUGCAGCCGCAUCGACCGGUGUGUUGGUGAGUAUUGCAAAGAGGAAUAGUGCUGCUUCAUAG